ACCGAGCUCUCGCGCGCAGCCGGUCGGUCUCUCUGUCGCUGUGCACUGUCCACGCGGCGGCGAGAGGAAACGGCAGGUGUCAGACUCGGUUCUGAUAAGCCUUUUGCACAGCUUCCUCCUUGAACACAGCAAACCGAUCCGCUCGGAUGAUAUAGAGAGACAAGACGCUGCCAAAAUCGCUUCAUUUUCCGGAGGGAUUUGUUUAGCAAUUUUUUUGGUGGUGUGAACUCUACCCCCCUCCCUUGUUCCUGACCCUGACCUUGUGACCCCAGGCUGCCAGGACACCGUGAUUGAGGAGGCCACCAUGAGUCAGGAGGGGCAGCAUGACCCCCUCCGCACAGACACCCCCCCUCCAGAUACACCCCAGGCACCUGAGGGAGAGGAGGAGGCUGAUGGCUCUACAGUGAGAGAUUUGGAGCCCUGUAAUGGGACAAAGACAGAGGAGGAGCAGCAAGGUGAAGCAGAAGACGGAGAUACAGAGAAUAACAGAAACACACAGGAGGAUGAGAAGGUGACAUUAGAAGAGGAAGGUAGAAACGGUGAGAUUGAGGGCAGCUGCUUGGAUCCUGUAACAGAAAACGGUAAUAGGGACAUCCGUGAAGGUGAAGACACACAGUUGUUGCUGCCUCAGAGCACAGAAAAGGAGUCAACCAAGCCCCUGUGCUCUCUAAGGUUUGAGAACGGGACUGAAGAUGACAGUGAAGGGCAGGAGGAUGAGGAGGGAGUCCUAGAAGAGCCUUCAGCACAGGGGAACCUAGACGCCUUCAGCUCCACAUUUGAGCUCUCCGUAGAAGAAGCAGAUGCUGAGGUAGAGGACGGGGAAGAGAGGGAGAACGGCGGAGAGGAAAGGGUGACCCUAAAUCAGGACAGUUUCAGCUCUACAUUUGAGAGCAUUGUUGAGCAGGUCGCCAAGACCACGGGUGUGGACGAGGAAGAGGACGACGGAGAGGAAGAGUACGACAGAACGAAAGAGAGCCAGGACGGCUUCAGCUCCACGUUUGAACGCAUCGUCGAGUCUGAGCUUCUGAGAGGCGGGACUUGUUACAGCAGUCUGGAUUCACUGGACGUGUUGUCGCUCACCGAUGAGACGGACAGCUGCGUCAGCUUCGAGGCGCCGCUCACUCCUCUCAUCCAGCAGAGGGCCCUAAUUGGCCCUGAACCUCCAGAGCUGGAGCUGGAGACCGUGCAGGAAGGGGCUGAGGGCGAGGCCGAGCUGGGGACAGAGGCGGCAAGGGAUGAAGCCAGCUCUGCAAGUCCACUGCGGACCACUAUUCCGGGAAGCAGGUCGGAAAAUGUCUUGAGCCAGCCGGCACAGUGGAGCAUCCCUAAUGGAUUCCACAUUGAGCUGCCUGGGAAUGGAGAGAGUGGAGGAACGAUGCCAAACUCAUUCAGUGAUGCCAACCUCACAGAUGUGCUGUGCGACUCGGACUCUGAGUUGGGCAGUGUGGACACGCUGGAGAGGGGCAGCACGGAUACUCUCGCCAAUGGCUGCCGCGUCGACACAGAUGCUGCCAAACGACUGGCUAAGCGACUCUUCUAUCUGGAGGGCUUCAAGCGCUGUGAUGUGGCACGACACCUGGGCAAGAAUAAUGAUUUCAGCCAGUUGGUUGCAUCGGAGUACCUGAGUUUCUUUGAUUUCACAGGGUUGUCAUUAGACAGAGCACUAAGGAACUUCCUGAAGGCGUUUCCUCUGAUGGGAGAGACGCAGGAGAGAGAACGUGUGCUGGUGCAUUUCUCCAAACGCUUCUGUCACUGUAACCCAGAAGCUCUCACCUCAGAGGAUGGCGCUCACACACUGACCUGUGCACUUAUGCUUCUUAACACAGACCUGCAUGGACAUAAUAUUGGGAAGAAGAUGUCUUGCCAGCAGUUCAUUAGCAAUCUGGACGGCCUCAACGACGGCAAAGAUUUUCCCAAAGAAUCGCUCAAGGUGCUCUAUAACUCAAUAAAGAACGAGAAGCUGGAGUGGGCGAUUGAGGAAGAGGAGUUGAGGAAGAGUCUGUCGGAGCUGGUGGAGGAUCAGUGUGAGGUGGGAGGGAAGAGGGUUGUCAGGGUAACGGACGGCAGUAACCCUUUCAUCGCCAUUCCACUUUUACUCAAUGCUGUGACGUACAAACACGGCAUUCUGACACGCAAAAGCCACGCAGAGAUGGACGGCAAACGCACCCCAAGAGGACGAAGAGGCUGGAAGAAGUUUUAUGCCGUGCUGAAGGGGAUGAUUCUCUACCUGCAGAAAGAUGAGUAUAAGCCUGAUAAGGAUCUGUCAGAGGUGGACCUGAAGAAUGCAGUACGGGUUCACCAUGCUCUUGCUACUAGGGCCUGUGACUACAGCAAAAGACAGAAUGUCCUAAAGCUCAAGACUUCGGACUGGAGAGUCUUCCUCCUGCAGGCUCCGAGUGAAGAGGAGAUGAUGUCAUGGAUUUUCAGGAUUAAUCUGGUCACUGCUCUUUUCUCGGCUCCUGCUUUUCCCGCCGCCAUCGGCUCCAUGAAGAAAUUCUGCAGACCACUGCUGCCUUCAUCCACAACGAGACUUAACCAGGAGGAGCAACUGAAGUCCCAUGAGAACAAACUGAAGCAGAUUUCUCUGGAGUUGGAGGAACACAAGAGGAGCCCACCAGAUCUGACACCCAAGAGCAAAGAAUCAGAAGAGUAUCGAAUCAAAGAGCACUAUUUAACUUAUGAGAAAUGUCGCUAUGAGACGUACGUCAGCCUCCUGCAGGCCAAGUUUCGUGCAGGAAGUGAUGAUUUGGAUAAGAUUGAAGCCAGUCUGUUCAGCGGGGAGGCGAAAGAAGGUUACCUGCGGAAAACUCAGUCUAGCCCGUCAAUCAGCCAAGGUCAGGGGGUCAACGGACGGGCAGGUCAUAAACACGCCCCAGAGCACAAUAGCUGAAGAGCCUUCUUUGACCUCUGAACUCAUGCGACACACUCACGUCUGAGCCUGACUGCAGUGGGUUUGAAUACGUGAGACAGAGUUGAGAGAAAUACAAACGUAGCAUUAUAAUUAAUAUUUCAAUGUACAGUAAAUUUAUUAUGACCAUUAUAUGUAUUAUUAGUAUUAUUACUACAACAAUAAACAUUGUUAAUAAUGCUAUGAACGUUAUGUGCCAAAAACGAAAAAUGAGGAGACCAAGACUGUAUAAGUGGGAAGAAAUGACAACACUGCAUAUAAAGUGAAGUGAAAGAGAACUGCGUCUUCACAAAUGUGUUGCAGAGGAUGCACUGUGACAUGCAGUCACGUAGUGAUGUCAUUUAGAAUUUACAGUGACACACAAAGAGAUUCAUUCAGAUUCAAUUAAAGGGACAGUUCAGCCAAAAAUGAAAAAUCUGACAUCGUUCCAAAUCUGUACGAUUUUCUUCUGAGGAACAUAGAAGAUUUUGAAGAACAACAUCACACCCCAUUUACUUCCUUUGUAGGAAAAAAAAAAAUUUCUCAAAAUAUCUUUUAUCAUACAGGUUUUGAAUGACUUGAAGACAAGAUUUAAAUUUUUUGGGUGAACUUGAACUUCGCUUUUAGAAGUGUUAUGAAGGCAAAAAGCAUUACAUCACACUGACAUCACAAAGCAACAAUAUGAUGCUUUGGGAUACUAGGUAAAAUGUGUGUUGUUUAUUUCAAUGUUAAAGUCAGUUUAAUAUGCGGCGACGACAAAGUAUUUUGUCAAAGUAUGAUUCUUACAUGCAUUGUUCAGCAUAAUAAUCUUCACAAAUGGACAAACUUUUUAGAAUUUUGAAACCUAAAUAUAGUCACUAAAAGUAAAAAUCUAAACAUAGUCUAUGAACAAAUUACACCACGGUCACUUGACUUCAACUUCUCCACCAUUAACCUUCCAACAACAACAAAAAACAUUUUACCUGAAAGUCUGAAUUAGGAUAGUUUGCUAGAGUGCAAUAAUAAACACAACAAGGCUGUUAAAGUGAGUAGAUAAGCUUUCCUCUUUAUCAUGAUAAUGUUUAAAGGCAUUGUUCACCCAAAAAUGAAAAUUACGUAAUUAAUUACCCUGUUGUCGUUCCAAAACCAUAAGACCUUCGUUCAUCUUCAGAACACAAAUAAGGAUAUUUUUAAUGAAACCCGAUAGCUUUCUGACCCUGCAUAGACAGCAAUGUAACUACUGUACCAAGUUUAAGGCCCAAAAAGGUAGUAAAGACAUUGUUAAAAUAGUCCAUGUUACACCAGUGGUUCAACCACAAUGUUAUGAAGCUACAAGAAUACCUUUUGUACACAAAGACACAAAAAUACCAUUACCAACCAUUUCAGUUCCUCCGUGUCAGUCUUAGAUGCACAUUCAUAAGAAAACCACGACACAUGCGUGUGUUGAUUUGUUGAAUAAAGUCAUUGGGUCUCAUUCACUAAAUAUGCGUAGGCACAGAUUUUUGCAUGAAAUUUGCGUACGGACGUUUUCACGAAUAAAUCAUGAUUCAUCAAAAACUUUCGUACUAAAAUUUAUUCUAAAUGUACGAAAAGAUUCAAGAACAACUUAUACCACACGUACGCAAUAAUCAUGUACAAGGGUAAGAGGCCUUUAAUAUGUUAAUAUGAAUAUGUUAAGAACCCUGUAUAAUUAGAUGUCAUUGAUACAUUAUAAUUACAGUUCCAAUUUAUAUAUAUAUAUAUAUAUAUAUUAGAGGUCCAAACAACAAUCACCUGAUCUAUCAUUAUAAAAGGGGUGAUUAAUGUGUCUCAUCUUGUGUUUAGAGGCAUGGCACACUUGGUACUGCUUGAAGACAUCGCGGCGCGUGCUCUAAGGAGAGAGCGCGUCUUUAGAGAGCGCACAGAUAUGUUCGCGGAGAGUGACGAAUGGCUGUUCAGUCGCUUUAGGUUGCCCAGAGAAGUCCUCAUUAAUUUAUGCAACUCACUGGAAUCACACCUAAACCACAUCACCGACCGCUCUCACCCUGUACCACCUUAUCUCCAAACCUGUGUAAUUCUUUUUUUUACCUGUGCCCGUUAUGCCAGUGGAUUCACUUUUAAAUAACACAUUUUUCCUGGCUUCCAUAUCCGACAGCAAAACCUCACGUUCAUUAUCUUUAAAGUUAUUUUUCUUUUCUUUUGUUUCGAUGCCAUAAUUGUCUUUCUCUGUACAAGUGCCUCGUUGUGGAAAGCCCUUAUAUGGAGCUGGUUUGGGCGUGAAUUAUGCUAAUUACUGACCUUGUGCACGCGGGCACUCAUUUAGAAGACUCCAAAUUCACUAACAGAAGAAAGAGUUUAAGAACAAGCUCAUGCGCGUACGCACGUGUUGUGAAUUAGACGGAAAGUUCUCGUGAGAAGUUCAAAUGUGCGUAUAAAUAAGAAAAUUGUACGCAAUUAUUAGUGAAUGAGACCCAUUAUCUUUUGUCACAUUUGCAAUUCUGUCAUGGCACAGAAAUUACACAUUUCACCUUUAAAUAAAUCAUGACAUCACUUUUCAGUGUUUGACAUUCUUUACGACAUCACGACGUGUGUCUGUCCCACGGCUGUGUGUGGUAAUGGCUUCCUGAUUGACAGGUCUGGUUUAGAUGUAGCAUUUGAUGUAAUCUUGAGGCGCUCACAGUUUCGGCCUCAUGAAGCAGCCAGUUUAAGGGCCUAGCCGCACGUUGGGGUGCAUGUAAAGAUGUAAAGAUUCAUGUGGGCUGUCUGUAGUGUUAUACAACUACCCCCUUGUAAUUAUUUAUUAUGUAAUAUUUAUUAAUUGUACUUUUUUUCUCCUUUUGGAGCCAAUAUUAGCGGGAAGAAGCUUGUAAAGAUGACUAUGUUUGACACUCAAUUAGUUUAACCCGCAACAUUGUUUUUUAACUCUCUUAACUGAAGAGCUGAUGGCUGAUUAAUGGAUCCAGGGAUAUGUUGGAUGUUGGAAAAUACAGUGUCUUAACACGGGACAGGGUAUGGGACAUUGUAAUUGUAUGCGCACAAGCAAGGAAGGAAGACUGCAAGUUGAGUCUGGGUAUGCAAAACAGUGACAAACAUUUCAGACUGAAAGUGACGCCCUCAUUUUCUCUAUUCAGUGGACCACAAAGCCGCUAUGUGUUUCUAUGUGCCUGCAGAAAAUUCAACCUGGACUGAAUAUUGAGCAGCAGGACUGCAAACAACACACCACGAACCUCCCUGCCUCUUCAUCUGAAUCACUGUAGCGAAUCGAAAUGUCUCAAUCCUGGAAACGUGUCACUUUUGAGGAAGAGAAUUGUUCUUGAGCCACCAAAUAGGACUCUGAAACUUAACGGUACAAACUUUGAGCAAGUGCAAGUAGAUUUUUAUAGUCCUGUUUUAAAGCAUGAGGACACUGAAAGUGAGAGAAUGAGCUUUUGGCUCUUUUAUGCUUUAUGGAUGUGGAAUGAUGUAAGAGCUGCAAUUUUAUACAUUCUUAGUAAUGGCUUUCUUAAAGGGACCUCUAUAGCCUACUUUUCGCUUUGGCUGUUGUGCUAACAUGAUUUUCCCGUUUAGGGUAGAACUCAGACGCUGUUGUAAUAAAAGAUUGUGAUGAUUAUUUCACCAUCUCUGCCUGUA
Carassius auratus (goldfish) is the source of this 6475-nucleotide messenger RNA. Its product is annotated as PH and SEC7 domain-containing protein 2-like. Lineage: Eukaryota; Metazoa; Chordata; Actinopteri; Cypriniformes; Cyprinidae. Gene Ontology annotation, molecular function: guanyl-nucleotide exchange factor activity; phospholipid binding; protein binding. The record is from RefSeq and is a predicted model, not a curated record. Gene Ontology annotation, biological process: regulation of ARF protein signal transduction. The transcript is spliced from 15 exons. Bases 305 to 2890 code for a protein of 861 amino acids.